CACCACGGGCUCGCUCGCUCUCGCUCUCAGGAAAAACUGAGGCACCAAGCUUGGUUCCCGGAGCCAGCGGGGACUGUGGAGACACUGCCAGAAUCCUCAACGGCUUGGAAAUCCUAUCACCUUGGUUCCCUGAGACUUGGAGGUAUAGUAGGAACUGACAGCUGGCUGACAAAAAAAAAAAAAAACCUCAUCCACGGAGAGAAAAGACAUAAGUGAAGUAUGAAAUUUUGAAUAACGUUUUCAGAUGCUUUGCAUUCAGAAUAGACCUCUGUUGGGACCCAAGCUGUGAACCAAUCCUAAAUUCCUAAGGUCCCAAAUUGCAGGUAUUGAUUCUGACUUUUGAAGAUGGAUGAAGGUGUAGAAAUUUCAAGUGAUGGAAAUUCCCUCAUCAAAGCAGUCCAUCAGAGCCGGCUUCGCCUCACAAGACUCUUGCUAGAAGGUGGUGCCUACAUUAAUGAGAGCAAUGACCGUGGGGAAACCCCUUUAAUGAUCGCUUGUAAGACCAAACAUGUUGAUCACCAGAGUGUCAGUAAAGCCAAAAUGGUUAAAUACCUGUUAGAAAACAACGCUGAUCCCAACAUACAGGACAAAUCUGGGAAAACUGCUCUGAUGCACGCUUGCUUAGAAAAAGCCGGUCCUGAAGUUGUUUCCUUGCUCCUAAACAGUGGAGCUGAUCUCAGCUUGCAAGACCAUUCUAGUUAUUCGGCCCUUGUUUAUGCUAUAAAUUCAGAGGAUAGAGAAACCCUGAAAGUUCUACUUAGUGCUUGCAAGGCAAAAGGGAAAGAGGUCAUUAUCAUAACGACAGCGAAAUCACCCUCUGGUAGGCACACUACCAAACAGUACUUAAAUAUGCCUCCUGUAGAUACAGAUGGGUGUCAUUCCCCAACCUCCUGUGCCACUCCUUCAGAAAUAGACAUAAAAACAGCCUCAUUGCCACUUUCACAUUCUUCUGAAACUGAAAUGACACUUUUUGGCUUUAAAGGUCUGGAGCCCUCAGGAAGUAGUGAUGAUACACAGGACCCAGGCUCCCCUAUAAGGAAGCCUGCUAUGGCCUCUAAUGGGCCCAAGCUACCCCAGGCUCCAACCUGGAUCAAGAGUCCUCCCUUAUUAAUGCACCAAAACAGAGUGGCCUCCUUGCAAGAGGAGCUCCAGGAUAUUACUCCAGAGGAAGAAUUAUCCUACAAAACGAAUGGGCUGGCACUUUCCAAGCGAUUCAUCACUAGGCACCAAAGUAUUGAUGUAAAAGACACUGCACAUUUGCUAAGAGCCUUUGAUCAGGCCAGCUCAAGAAAGAUGUCAUACGAUGAAAUAAAUCAUCAGUCAUUUUUUUCAGAAGGAAGCCAGCAAUGCAUUGAAAUCCCUGCUGACCCAGAUCCAGACUCUAACCAGACAAUCUUUGCUUCCACCUUAAGAAGUAUAGUUCAGAAAAGAAACUCAGGGGCAAAUCACUACAGCUCUGAUUCCCAGCUCUCGGCUGGUCUUACCCCUACAACUCUAGAAGAUGGCAAAGCACUUAUAGGAAAGAAAAAGAUCUUGCCAUCUCCUUCCCUGUUGUCAGGGCCCAAAGAAUUGCUGGAGAAUAUCUCACCAGGUCCCUUGAGCAGGAGAAAUCAUGCACUUUUAGAAAGGCGUGGUUCAGGAGCUUUCUUUUUAGAUCACAGUAUUACUCAAGCCAGAUCAGGAUUUCUGCCACCCUUAAAUGUGAAUCCUCACCCCCCCAUCUCAGAUCUCAAUGUCAAUAACAAGAUUUCCAGCCUCCUUUCUUGUGGUCAAAAAGUGCUUAUGCCAACAGUUCCUAUGUUCCCUAAAGAAUUCAAAAGUAAAAAAAUGUUGUUAAGGAGACAAUCAUUGCAAACAGAACAAAUUAAGCAAUUAGUAAAUUUUUAAGAAAUGGCUAGAAAGCACAUUUUGUUCAAAUGUCUACAUCAGAGAAAUAUAGAAACAGAGAAGAAAUUUCAAAUGUCCAUCCUUUUAAAUCUUGUAAUUGGUUAGUCCAUAAUUGUUAGGGGUAUCAAAAUAUACUGUGUAUCGUACUAGGCACUGUGGACAUACAAAUAACAUGUAGUUCCUACUAAGGAAAUUCAAACAAAAUUAAAGCUAUAUUUCUCAAAACUUCUAAUAUUUAACAACCUUCAUGUGGUCCAAGUUUUUAAUUUAAACAAAAAUCAGUAAAAAAAGUCAAAUAUGUUGGAGAUGACUUUAAAAUUUUUUUCAGAUUUCCCAGAUAUUUUAUUAGGAAACACUGCAUUCAAGUCAAUAAACGUUUUUAACAUUACAAGUCAAUAAAUAAGAUUGUAAUUUUCCAUGAUGCCAAAAGCAUAAAAAAAAAAAAAAACAGAAGUGGCCUAUGAUCAAUAAGCCUAUAAGGUAUAAGGUAUAAGGAAAGAAUGAACUAAUUCUUAAAAAUGUUGACUGCAAGUAUAUGAAAUCUAAUUAAAAUUGUAAAAGGCCAACCAUUAUAGUAGACUGGGCGGCUAAUAUUCACGUUGUCAGCUUAAUCAAUGUCAAAUAACAGAUCAGAGUUUUACAAGCUAGUAAUAAUCUAUGCUAAGUGUUGGUGUGUUGU
This is a messenger RNA of Odobenus rosmarus divergens (Pacific walrus), 2566 nucleotides long. It is a transcript of the gene ANKRD34B, whose product is annotated as ankyrin repeat domain 34B. Lineage: Eukaryota; Metazoa; Chordata; Mammalia; Carnivora; Odobenidae. Gene Ontology annotation, molecular function: protein binding. The coding region runs from base 346 to 1887 and encodes 513 amino acids. The transcript is spliced from 4 exons. The record is from RefSeq and is a predicted model, not a curated record.